Drosophila busckii is the source of this 658-nucleotide messenger RNA. It is a transcript of the gene PGRP-SB1, whose product is annotated as peptidoglycan-recognition protein SB1. Gene Ontology annotation, biological process: peptidoglycan catabolic process; innate immune response. Lineage: Eukaryota; Metazoa; Arthropoda; Insecta; Diptera; Drosophilidae. The transcript has 2 exons. Gene Ontology annotation, molecular function: N-acetylmuramoyl-L-alanine amidase activity; zinc ion binding; peptidoglycan binding. Bases 56 to 610 code for a protein of 184 amino acids. The record is from RefSeq and is a predicted model, not a curated record.
AUUUAAGUAGCUUGUCAUUCAGCUUGGCAGCUCAAAGUGUUUGGAACUGACAAACAUGGCAAUCAAACUGCUCUGCUGCAUCUUGGCGCUUGCAUCCUUCACAAAUGCGCUGCAAAUCGAGCCACGCAGCAGUUGGGGCGCUGUGGCUGCGCGUUCGCCUAGCCGCGUGCGUGGACCCGUGGAGUACGUCAUCAUACAUCAUUCGGAUAAUCCCAAUGGCUGCAGCACAUCGCAGCAGUGUCAGCGCAUGAUUAAGGCCAUACAAUCGGAUCAUAAGGGCAGACGCAGCUUUAGCGACAUUGGCUACAAUUUCAUCAUAGCUGGCGAUGGCAAAGUGUACGAGGGACGCGGCUUUGGGCUGCAGGGUUCACAUGCGCCCAACUACAAUCGCAACAGCAUUGGCAUUGUGUUCAUUGGCAACUUUGAGAGCAGCGCGCCCAGCGCACAAAUGCUGCAGAAUGCCAAGGAUCUUAUAGAGCUGGCCAAGCAGCAGGGACAUCUGAAGCAGGACUACACACUGCUGGGACAUCGCCAGACCAAGGCGACUGCUUGCCCCGGCACUGCGCUCUACAAUGAGAUUAAGAGCUGGCCACGCUGGCGCGAACUUUGAUUUGUUAUCAACAGCAGAAUUGUUUAUAAAAUGUAGUAAUUGAAAAUA